GCUCUUCCAGACCAAGUGCAGCAGCUGCCUGAAAGCCAUCGCUCCCUCCGAGCUCAUCAUGCGGGUGCUGGAGAACGUCUACCACGUCCACUGCUUCUAUUGCUGCGAGUGUGAGCGGCGUCUGCAGCGGGGAGACGAGUUUGUGCUCAAGGAAGGGCAGCUGCUGUGCCGCAGCGACUACGAGAAGGAGAAGGAGAUGCUGAGCGCCAUCAGCCCCACGCCAACCGAGUCCGUGAAAAGCGAGGAUGAGGACGGCAGCCACUCGCACGGCAAAGGCAGCGAGGACAGCAAAGACCACAAACGCUCCAAGCGCCCGCGCACCAUCCUCACCACGCAGCAGAGGAGGGCGUUCAAGGCUUCCUUUGAGGUCUCCUCCAAACCCUGCAGGAAGGUGAGGGAGACCCUGGCGGCGGAGACGGGGCUGACGGUGCGGGUGGUGCAGGUGUGGUUCCAGAACCAAAGAGCAAAGAUGAAGAAGAUUGCCCGCAGGCAGCAGCAGCAGCAGCAGCAGCAGGAGCAGGAGCAGAUGGGCAAUCCUCGCCUGGGGUCCGGGAGGGGGACCGGGCGCAGCAGCAGGCAGAGCAACGACGACAGCGAAGAUGGUGCAAGCGUUCACGGCCUGGAUGGGCUGAUGGUCCCAUAUCCCCGGCUCCCCCAGCAGCAGCUGCUGCCCCUGGACCAGAAUGGCUACAGCACGGACCUCUACAGGCAGGGCCUCACCCCACCACAGCUGCCUGGAGACCACCUGCACCCCUACGAUUCAGAAGGAGUUUUCCAUGACAUGGACAGCGAGAGCAUCAGCCACCUGGGGGACUGCCUGCUGUCGACGGCUGAAGCCAACCUCCUGCAAGCCCGCGUGGGCAACCCCAUCGACCGACUGUACUCCAUGCAGAGCUCCUACUUCACCUCCUGA
Messenger RNA from Lagopus leucura (white-tailed ptarmigan), 913 nucleotides. Its product is annotated as LIM homeobox transcription factor 1-alpha-like. The record is from RefSeq and is a predicted model, not a curated record. Gene Ontology annotation, biological process: neuron differentiation; regulation of transcription by RNA polymerase II. The transcript has 6 exons. NCBI's taxonomy places the organism in Eukaryota, Metazoa, Chordata, Aves, Galliformes, Phasianidae. The annotation marks the transcript as partial. Gene Ontology annotation, cellular component: nucleus. Gene Ontology annotation, molecular function: DNA-binding transcription factor activity, RNA polymerase II-specific; RNA polymerase II transcription regulatory region sequence-specific DNA binding.